AUGACUAAACAACGCAAGGUGGCGGUGAUCACGGCAGGCAACUCCGGUGUCGGGUGGCACACCGCCCACGAGCUCUACGUCCAGGGCUACGUGGUGUACCUUGCUGGUCGUUCCAAAAUGCGUUGUAUGAAGCUGAUCCACGAGAUCGAAACCGUCGCCGACAGCCUGGGCGGAGAGCUCCGUUUUCUCGAGUUGGACUUGGCUCUGUUGGACCUGGUGCUUGCGGCGGCCACGGCGCUCAAAUCCAUGGAAUCCCACUUGGACGUGUUGGUCAACAACGCCGGUGUCAUGGGUCUCUCGCCUGCAACGACGCCCGAUCUGUUCGAGCUCCAGCUCCAGACAAACUACGUGCUGCAGUUUUUGCUCACCACAAAGCUCUUGCCGUUGCUUGAACGUGCUGCCGAUAUGGACCCAGACGGUGACCCUCCCAGGGUGCUCUACCUCUCCUCCGUGGGCCACCGCUUGGCCUUCCGCUACUUCAACCUCGGCCUGACCUUCGACUACCACCCGGACGCCAUCUUCACGUGGUUCCGCUACGCCAUGGCGAAAACCGCCGGCAUCCACUUUAUGAAAAUGCUCGCCUUGAGAAACCCCAGGAUCCUCUGUGUGUCCGUGCAGCCGGGCUUCGUCAUGAACACAAACUACUUCAGCUACUGGACCCGCUUGCCCAUCAUCGGCAUCUUGUUCUGGUGCUUCUUCCAGCUUUUCGGCUACUUCUUCGGCGUUACUGUUGAGCAGGGCGCCGAUGCCUUGGUCGCUGGCGCCUUGGACCCGCAAUUGACCUUGGAGGAGCACAGCGGCGCCACUUUGGGCAAGGACGGCAAGAAGGUCUCCUGCUCGAGUGUUGCCGGCAACAUGGACUAUGCUGCACGUUCCUGGAUCUGGACCAUCCACCAGUUGGGCAAGCGACACAUUGACCUUUAG
This is a messenger RNA of Candidozyma pseudohaemuli, 924 nucleotides long. RefSeq lists its product as uncharacterized. The record is from RefSeq and is a predicted model, not a curated record. Lineage: Eukaryota; Fungi; Ascomycota; Pichiomycetes; Serinales; Metschnikowiaceae. The coding region runs from base 1 to 924 and encodes 307 amino acids. The transcript has a single exon.